CACAAGGUCAGGUAAUGAUUCACAGACUAAGGCCGGCAUUUUGAUUUUCAUUGAAAGUUAUUUUAUACAUUUUAAAUCAUAAAAUUGAAAAAAAUGACUGAGAAUCUUGAACAAAAGGGUAGAUCUCAACAGUUCAAAAACAAAGGAAAGGAUGCUGAGGAAAUGCGUAGAAGAAGAACUGAAGUAACCAUAGAAUUAAGAAAGAACAAAAGAGAGCAACAUGUUCUGAAAAGGAGAAAUGUUCCUGCCCAGGAUAGUACAGAUUCUGACGAAAUUGAAAAGUUACCAAAUCAGUCAUUAAAGACUAUUGUUGAGAAUGCCGCUAGCGAAGAACCAAAUGUCCAGCUGAGUGCUGUUCAAGCAGCAAGGAAAUUACUUUCAAGUGACAGAAAUCCACCAAUAGACGAUUUGAUUUCAUCAGGAAUUUUACCAAUACUUGUUAAUUGUUUAUUGAAAGAUGACCUUCCAUCUUUGCAGUUUGAAGCAGCAUGGGCUCUUACAAACAUAGCAUCAGGAACAUCACGGCAGACUCAAGCUGUAGUUAAUGCUGGUGCAGUUCCAUUAUUUCUAAGACUUUUAUCAUCACCACAUCAAAAUGUAUGUGAACAGGCUGUAUGGGCUCUAGGAAAUAUAAUAGGUGAUGGACCUGAAUGUAGAGACUAUGUGAUAAAAGAAGGUGCUGUGAAGCCACUACUGGCCUUUAUAAAUCCUAGUAUUCCAUUACCUUUCCUCAGAAAUGUAGCAUGGGUUAUUGUUAAUUUAUGUAGAAAUAAAGAGCCGCCUCCUCCAUUGGAAACUAUACAAGAAAUUUUACCAGCUUUGAACCAGUUAAUACACCACACAGAUAUAAAUAUUUUAGUUGAUACAGUAUGGGCAUUAUCCUAUUUAACGGAUGGUGGUAAUGAACAGAUACAGAUGGUGAUAGAUUCAAGCGUUGUCCCGUUUUUAGUUCCUUUAUUAAGUCAUCCUGAUGUAAAAGUACAGACAGCAGCACUUAGAGCUGUUGGUAAUAUUGUAACUGGUACGGACGAACAGACUCAAAUAGUAUUAUCAUGUGAUGCUUUGUCACACUUUCCUUCAUUACUUACACAUCCUAAAGAAAAGAUCAAUAAGGAAGCAGUAUGGUUUUUAUCUAACAUCACAGCUGGAAACCAGACACAAGUUCAAGCUGUUAUAGAUGCUGGAUUAAUUCCAUUAAUAAUUCAUCAUUUAGUUAGGGGUGACUUUCAAACAAAGAAAGAAGCAGCAUGGGCUAUAAGUAAUUUAACUAUAAGUGGAAGGAAAGAACAGGUACAUUUUGUGGUAGAAAACGGAGUUAUUCCUCCAUUCUGUGACUUACUCAGUGUAAAAGACACUCAAGUAGUUAAUGUUGUUUUGGAUGGUAUAAAUAAUAUUUUGAAAAUGGCUGGAACUGAAGUGGAUCAUAUUUGUCAGCUUAUUGAAGAAUGUCAAGGCUUAGAUAAAAUAGAAACUUUACAAAAUCAUGAGAAUGAAGAGAUAUAUAAACUAGCAUAUGAUAUAAUUGAUCAGUAUUUCUCUGAAGAUAUUGAAGAAGAUCCUAACCUUGCUCCAGAACAACAAAAUAAUGCUUUCCAGUUUGAUCCUAAUGCACAGGUACCUCAGGAAGGAUUUAAGUUUUGACAGACCUAUAGCCUGAAUGAAUACUUGUUUUACAUGCUGUGAUGUCAAAAACUUGUCUUAUAUUUCAUCUAUCAGCAGUAAUGGAGAAUUCAGAAAGUCAAUGCCAUGGCAGAAAUUUUAAGUUAGACUCUGGAAUUCUGUCAUUUCCAAUUAAUAUAUCAUGGUUUCCAUAGCAACAGUUUAAUGUUGCCAAAGAACUAUGGUCAUCAGAAUUGCCUAUGCUAGUGCUAUUGAUAGUAUUUAUUUACAAUUCAGAAACAGUUCGGUUUUUUGGCUGAAUAAAAAAUGAAGUUCUUUUUUUUUAUUAUUUAAUAAAAUGCAGUCAAGUCUACUAGUCUAGAUGCAUAAUUCUGAUAUGAAUAGAAACAAUAUUCAUAGAUAAAAAUAUGUAGUAUUUCAGAAGUUCUUAUGGUCUAAUGAAUGCUUGAAAAUACUGAAAACUUUAUUUGUUUACACUUACACAGACUUGUAAAUAAAGUGUAUACUUAUAUGUAGUCAUGUGUAUAAUUAAAUGUGGAUAUUG
This is a messenger RNA of Mytilus californianus (California mussel), 2164 nucleotides long. RefSeq names its product importin subunit alpha-4-like. The transcript has 14 exons. The coding region runs from base 94 to 1641 and encodes 515 amino acids. The record is from RefSeq and is a predicted model, not a curated record. Gene Ontology annotation, molecular function: nuclear import signal receptor activity; protein binding. Lineage: Eukaryota; Metazoa; Mollusca; Bivalvia; Mytilida; Mytilidae. Gene Ontology annotation, cellular component: cytoplasm; nucleoplasm; nucleus. Gene Ontology annotation, biological process: NLS-bearing protein import into nucleus.